This is a messenger RNA of Meleagris gallopavo (turkey), 1577 nucleotides long. RefSeq names its product neuronal pentraxin 2 (gene NPTX2). The record is from RefSeq and is a predicted model, not a curated record. Lineage: Eukaryota; Metazoa; Chordata; Aves; Galliformes; Phasianidae.
AUGAGGCAGGAGCUGGGCCAAGAAGAAAGCCUUCAGCGCCCAUCUGAACUUCUUGCAGUGUCUCAGGAAAAGUCGUGGAGAAUGGGAGAAGUUCACCUGCUGAGAGCAGUACCUCCCAUGUGCGGUGUUCAUUCGUACGUCUUCGCCCCAAACCACUGCAAAUCUCUGCAGUUCCAAAUCUGCUGCUCCCUUGACACCUCUCAGACCUGCCGGCCCUUUUCACGGGAGCUCUCUCAUCUCCUGCUGCUGUUACUCUGGCUGCACCACUCAGUGCACACUCCCAAGGCUGGUGGCUGGUGGACGCUUCUGAGAGAGACUUUAUUGCUGCGGGAGACGGUCCUGCAGCAGAAGGAGACCAUCGGCAGCCAGCGGGAGGCCAUCCGCGAGCUCACCGGCAAGCUGAGCCGCUGCGAGGUGACCGACGGCAAGGGGCCGUGGAAGAAGGAGAAGGGCAAGGACACGAUGGGCGACCUGCCGCGGGACCCGGCGCAGGUCAUCGACCAGCUGAGCCGCACCAUGCAGACCCUGAAGGACCGUCUGGAGAGCCUGGAGCACCAACUCCGAGCCAACGUGUCGUAUGCAGCGCUGCCCAAUGACCUGCGGGAGAUGCUCCAGCGGAGGCUUGGAGACCUGGAACGCCAGCUGCUGAGCAAGGUGGCUGAGCUUGAGGAUGAAAAAUCUUUGCUUCAUAAUGAGACAUCGGCCCAUCGGCAGAAGACAGAGACAGCCUUGAAUGCUUUGCUAGAAAGGGUGUCUGAAUUAGAAAAAGGUAACAGUGCGUUUAAAUCACCUGAUGAGUUCAAAGUGUCCCUUCCUCUUCGCACCAACUACUUGUAUGGGAAGAUCAAGAAGACUCUGCCAGAGCUGUAUGCUUUCACUGUAUGUUUAUGGCUGAGAUCGAGUGCUUCUCCUGGAAUUGGCACUCCGUUCUCAUAUGCUGUUCCUGGUCAAGCUAAUGAAAUUGUCCUCAUAGAGUGGGGGAAUAAUCCAAUUGAACUGCUAAUUAACGAUAAGGUUGCCCAGCUUCCUCUCUUCAUUAGUGAUGGAAAAUGGCAUCAUAUCUGUAUAACAUGGACAACAAGAGAUGGAAUGUGGGAGGCUUUUCAGGACGGAGAGAAGCUUGGCACUGGAGAGAAUCUUGCCCCUUGGCACCCAAUUAAACCUGGAGGUGUCUUGAUCCUGGGUCAGGAGCAGGACACAGUUGGAGGAAGAUUUGAUGCAACUCAAGCCUUCGUUGGGGAGAUGAGCCAGUUCAAUAUAUGGGACAGGGUAUUAAAAGCUGAAGACAUCAUGAAUAUUGCUAACUGCUCUACCAACAUGCCUGGCAACAUCAUCCCCUGGGUUGAUAACAACGUGGAUGUGUUUGGAGGUGCAACUAAGUGGCCUGUGGAGACAUGUGAAGAGCGCCUGCUAGAUUUGUAGCUGCAAGCGUUUCCCACCAAGUGCCCCCUUUUAGUAGGACAAUCUCCUGUGCGAUAUAAAGCACUGAUUUUUCUCUCUGCCCUUCCGUAACUCCUCAAAAAUAGAAAAUAAAGAAAUUGAAUAAAUGGCCUCAGUGCAAAAGUGAAUAAAUAAAA